Molecule: messenger RNA, 644 nt
Organism: Brassica oleracea var. oleracea
Lineage: Eukaryota; Viridiplantae; Streptophyta; Magnoliopsida; Brassicales; Brassicaceae
Exons: 3
Coding region: 26-442 (138 amino acids)
Source: RefSeq, a predicted model, not a curated record
AGACAUCACAAGGAUUGAAAAAGAAAUGGCGUCGAAUAUCAUAAAACCAGCGUAUGCUUACACGGUUGUGUACGUUAGGGACGUCGCGAAAUCCGUAGAAUUCUACUCGAGAGCCUUUGGUUACAACGUUCGUCGUCUUGACGAGUCUCACAGGUGGGGGGAGCUAGAGAGCGGGCAAACAACGAUAGCAUUCACACCGCUUCACCAGCAUGAGACCGAUGACCUAACCGGUAAAGUUCAGUCCUCUACGCGUUCAGACCGUGAGAGAGCACCCCUCGAAGUCUGCUUCUGUUACCAUGAUGUUGACGCGGCCUUCAAGAGGGCUGUGGAGAAUGGUGCGGUGGCAGUGAGCGAGCCGGAGGACAAGGAAUGGGGCCAAAAGGUUGGAUACGUUCGAGACAUUGAUGGCAUCGUUGUACGCAUCGGAAGCCACGUUAAGUGAACACCAUAAAAAUACUAGAUCACGGAACAUGAUCAUUAACAAUUUUAUGCAUAAAAAAUAAUACAAGAUACUAGCUACGGUAUUCAGCUUCUUCUUUUUUUGUGGGUUAUGGAUACUCCAUCUAAUAUCAACAGUUGAAGAUAAAAAGGCUUUACAAUGUACUCUGGUGUCUACACCUACCAGUCUCAUUUUGGUACUUUUA